Molecule: messenger RNA, 1003 nt
Organism: Corticium candelabrum
Lineage: Eukaryota; Metazoa; Porifera; Homoscleromorpha; Homosclerophorida; Plakinidae
Product: mammalian ependymin-related protein 1-like
Exons: 4
Coding region: 73-813 (246 amino acids)
Biological process (GO): cell-matrix adhesion
Cellular component (GO): lysosome; extracellular region
Molecular function (GO): calcium ion binding
Source: RefSeq, a predicted model, not a curated record
CGCGAGAGACUGGCUGGUAUACAAGAGUGUCCAAACCACGCCGACCAGAUUCACGAUCAGUCUUUCAAGAGAAUGUUUAUCGUCGUUCUGUUUCUUAGCUUAGCUGUCUUGUCAAGUGCAGGUCCUGUCAACCAACCAGAACCAUGCGAGACUCCAUUGCAAUGGGAAGGUACAGCUUGGCAUGAUAACGAGGAAGACGGGGUCAUGAUCGUAAGCGAGCUGUCUUACGAUGCAAAAGACGACCGUAUUCGAACUCUUAGUCAUAUUCUCAACGGACCGGAGUCGGGAAAAUCGUUUGAGAUGAUUCUUCUGUACAGCGAAGAGCGCUUCUACUUCAUUCCUCAAGAAGGGAAAGAGCACUGCGCGGUAUCGAACAGAUUUCGGAGUUACAUACCGGCUGGAGUGCCAUUGGACGCUAACUUCGUAUAUCACACUGUCAGAGGUCUGGGCAAAAACUCUGUGACUACCAACACGUUCGCCCUUGCUUACGAAGUUGGAGCUGCAAAAAAUCAAGAAGAGUUGCUUCGUCGCGAUCAUCAACAUUUUGGCCACACUCAUACAUGGUACGGCUCGUUUACUCCCACAGCAUGUAUUCCUGUUCUGGAGACCAUCUAUGAAGGUGAUACGCUGGACGAGGACGCCCUUCUUGAACGCACGGAGACACUUCAUAGUAUCCGUUUUUCUGACAUGAGCCUGGGGAUUAAAGACCCCAAAGUGUUUGAACCACCGUCCUAUUGCAAAGACCUUGGCAACGCAACUCUAUCGUCGGUGAUACAGAAGAACUUGCAUUGGCAUAGGUUUGCGUAUCUGUAAGGGCCAGGCGAUGAAAUGCUGCUUGUGGAGACUGAUUGCAAACGUUGAAAUGUGCGUUUGAUUGAUAGCUCUUUUGUGAUUGCGUAGUGUGUUUGUUAGACUCUCAGAGUAUGUUUGAAGUGUUUGUCGUAGUCCAUUUUGAAAAAAUUGUGGAUUGUCUGAGUUUUGCAAUUGAAAUUUAAAAUAUGUA